AUCUUCUAAGAGGACUGCAGAGUCCUCCGCUCUAACCAAGGGAAAUGUAUCAAAGAAGGCUAAAAAGAAGAAGAAGCAGGUGCAGGAGCAUGAGUCCGCUGAUGAGAAUGUUGAUCAUGCUGCGAUCUUGGAAGAGAAGGGCACUAAAAAACAGUUGUUUCAACGUAUAUGGAAUGAGGACGAUGAAGUUUCUAUUUGUAAAGGAAUGAUCGAGCAUGGUGAAAAUGAAGGGAUUGAUCCAGCUUUACUGGAUAUGUUUUCUUUCUACGACUCCAUUAGAGAUUCAAUUCAGUUAGAAGCCAGUAGAAGCCAAUUAACUUACAAAGUAAAGAAGCUGAAGAAGAAGUUUUUGAAAAAUCUGGAGAAAAGUAACGAAACAACGAAAAAAAACAUCCAUUCAACAUCAGUUUAG
Messenger RNA from Impatiens glandulifera, 412 nucleotides. RefSeq names its product STOREKEEPER protein-like. Gene Ontology annotation, biological process: regulation of DNA-templated transcription. Gene Ontology annotation, cellular component: nucleus. The record is from RefSeq and is a predicted model, not a curated record. The transcript has a single exon. NCBI's taxonomy places the organism in Eukaryota, Viridiplantae, Streptophyta, Magnoliopsida, Ericales, Balsaminaceae. The annotation marks the transcript as partial.